Capronia epimyces CBS 606.96 is the source of this 1458-nucleotide messenger RNA. Its product is annotated as UDP-N-acetylglucosamine-dolichyl-phosphate N-acetylglucosaminephosphotransferase. Lineage: Eukaryota; Fungi; Ascomycota; Eurotiomycetes; Chaetothyriales; Herpotrichiellaceae. The transcript is spliced from 2 exons. Gene Ontology annotation, molecular function: UDP-N-acetylglucosamine-dolichyl-phosphate N-acetylglucosaminephosphotransferase activity. The record is from RefSeq and is a predicted model, not a curated record. Bases 1 to 1458 code for a protein of 485 amino acids. Gene Ontology annotation, cellular component: membrane. Gene Ontology annotation, biological process: dolichol-linked oligosaccharide biosynthetic process; protein N-linked glycosylation.
AUGUCUUCCAGCUUGUCGCAUUCGGAGAAAUGGUCACUGUUGCUCCUGACCGGCGCUUCUCUGGCCGUCAUCGCAAACUCCUUCGAUGGCGGCGGUGCCCCUCUGGUGGCAUCUCUGGCCUUUUCAACCUUGGCCUUCUCCAUGACCUAUGCCUUUGUCCGAUGGUCAGGCCCGUCGUUUGUCAAGGCUGGUCUGAAGGGCAGGGACAUGAGCAAAUUGAUCCCGAAAGAAAUCCCGGAGGCCCUGGGGGCUGUUGCAGCAUCGGUUUACAUCCUCGUCCUCAUGGCCUUCAUCCCCUUCGCCUUCUACAAGGACAUCGUCGCCGCCACCUCGGGGGGCGGGAACCGGGACGUGGUCAUCACCAUCAGCGAGGUUGAGACAGGACGCUUUCUGCACCGCUUCCCGCACUCGAAACUGUCCUCGUAUCAAUCGGCCCUGAACACUCUCCAAACCACCACUAUUCUUGGUAUGGCCGAUGAUAUCCUGGACCUCCGAUGGAGGCACAAGUUCUUCAUCCCGGCCAUUGCCUCGCUGCCGCUGCUCAUCGUCUACUAUGUCGAUUUCGGAGUGACGUCGGUGGUGGUGCCCAAUUUCCUGGUCCAGUAUAUGCCGAACCAGACGCGACUUAUCAACCUGUCCUUCCUCUACUACCUGUACCUGUCGGCGUUGUCGAUCUUUGCGCCAAACUCGAUCAACAUCCUGGCCGGGGUCAACGGGAUCGAGGUCGGCCAGGCGCUGGUCGUCGCUGUGCUGUUGAUCCUCAAUUCAUCGCUCUACCUCGUGCCGUUUCCUGGAAAUCCGGUCUUGAGCAAUGGUUACGCAACACACCCGCACCCGGCCACCGACUCGCACCUCUUGACCCUGUACCUACUCCUGCCGUUCUUGGGCGUGUCCGCCGCGCUGUACAUCCACAACCGAUACCCGGCCCGAGUCUUUGUCGGCGACACGUAUUGCUAUGUGGCCGGCAUGACCUUUGCAGUGGUUGCGAUCAUGGCACAUUUCAGCAAGACACUCCUGCUGCUUCUCAUUCCUCAGAUCGUCAAUUUCGUGUACAGCACCCCUCAGCUUUUCAAGAUCAUUCCAUGUCCAAGACACCGACUCCCCAAGUUCAAUGCGAGGACUGGCAUGCUCGAGCCGAGCGUGACGCCCUGGCCGGAUGACCGGCCCCCAAGCAAGCUCCUGACCACGGUUUUCUUCACUCUGGAGAAGCUGCACUUGCUGCAGGUGACGGUGAAUCCCAAGACGAACCGCAUCUCGAGCACGUCCAACCUGACCAUCAUUAACCUGUGGCUGGUGUGGCGAGGCCCGAUGCGAGAAGACCAGCUGACAAGGGAGCUGUUGAUCAUGCAAAGCGUGUGUGGACUGUUCGGCUUGUUUGUGAGACACACCAUGGCCUUGUUGAUCUUCAGCGUGGACAACCGGGGCCAAUAUGGCCAAGGCCAUGCGUCGCCAGUGUAA